CGUUUCGUAUGGAAGUUUUCGCACGUGCCACUAAAGCCAAUAAAUAAGAAGAAUAUAUAUUUUGCGUAUACACAAUUCUAUCAAUUAUAUUAAAUCGAAAUUAAUUUCUUUUGAAUUAAUUUUUUGUGACAGAAGGAAAAUAAUUUGAUUAACAAUGGCGACAUCAUUAGCGGCACAACUUAAAAAAUUGAGAACUCCGCAGACGAACUUACUGCUGCAGGAUAAAAAGCGUCCUAGCUUGCUAUUUGACCCAAAGGAGGCUGCGAAUUUGGACAGGGACACCGUGCUGAGUAUAGGUCUGAGUGGUCUGGAAGAAUUACAGAAGCUUUCAACUGUAUUUAGUGAAUUUCAAACCACGUUAUUCGCUCAAAGCUCCGUAAACUUUGAAAGAGCUGUCCAGGAUGCUACAGUAAAUAAGAAACUGGAUGCGGAGAUCGCGAAAUUUUUGUUAUUUGCGACUCCGUACUUUUUACUGAAUGCCUGCCACAAAGCUCUGGAAUGGCUCGUAUUCAGAUAUUACAUUCAUCAAUACAAUCGAGAACAGUUUAUUCUUAUGAUCUUGCCAUAUCAUGAGACUCGCAUGUUUGUUAGAGCCCUGCAACUGGUAGACUUGUCAGACGAGAGCGAUAAGUGGCACUGGUUGACAUCUGUGCAAAAACGCGGUUUGAUACUGCCUUCUGGAAUUCUUAUUAAACAUUUGAUCUCGGAUAAAGGACUUCUGAAGACGCUAUGUACUCAUGUGAUAUUUGCCACAAAGACUUAUUCUGAUCAGGCAUCUUGCCUGACCACCUUGUAUGCCUUUUACACUACUGCAGUGUUGGGUGUGAUUGAACUAGGAUCCAUCACCGAGGUUCACGUGAACUAUCUAUUGCCGACUCUUCUUCAUGGUUUGAAAAGUCCCAUUCUCGAUUUUGUUGCCAGCAGCUAUAUGAUUAUUGCGAAACUGAUAACAAAGGUGAAAUUAAACGACGACACUAUGGAGAAGUUAUUGCUGAUGACGUUCAAGAAGACGCACUUGAAGCAGGAAGCCGUCACCUUUCUGCUCUAUCUUUAUCAAUCUCCGAUUAAUCGAUUGACCGUUGUACCGCCAAAUUUGGUCCUCCAAUUAUCUGAACUACCUUGGUUUAUUGAGACAGUUGCCAAGGUUAAUUCAUCGGAUAUUAACGUGUCACGAUUUAUUGUGCCUUUUCUUCAAGCGGCUUGCCAGCUCAUCGUCGAGAGACCUGAAAACACCAGCAGUGUGCAGAACAUGAUUGGCAACAUGUUGGGACACAUUAGGCUCGAUAACGAUGUGGUGGACGCCAUUUUAUCUGGCAUACUAACAUGUGAAUUCUUCAAGGAUGAAACUUCUAAGAGCGCAAAAGACUUUCUAGCGAGAUUUUAUCAGAAUUUUGAGCGCAGCUAUCCGGAGAAUUUCGAUCGGUAUCUGAAGAAAUUGAUGAAGCAGGGCGAGAGUGAUGAAAAGUCUAAACAGGCGUUACAUUUUCUUACUUCGUGGCCUUUCGGUACCAAGAGCACGCAGGAAUCCGUCGAGAUCCUGGACAAACUAAUGCACAUGAGCGCCGCGCAACGAGUGGUCGCUCUCGAAAUUCUCGCCAAGAAUGACGUAAACGUGCCUGAGAGCUUUCGCGGUAUAAUGACAAGUAGUCUUCAAGCUAGAUUCUAUGACAACGACGUGAACGUUGUGAAGACCCUGUUGUCUUUCCCCAUCAAGAGAUUGACUAGCUUAUUACCCACAGAUACUCUAGUGGAUGAAUUAUUAGUCCUAUUAUCAAUGUGUCACACGGCAUCAAGGAAAGUUUUAGCUAAGCCAGCUCUGAAGAUACUCUUGGAGCUUUGCGAAGAAAGUGACGAUACCAGCGUCUUCAUCACGGCUUUGCCAUACUUAUUCCCGGCCACGGACGACGAUGUAGAAGUUGCUAUGGAAGUUCUUCGCUCAAACUUCGCUAAAAAUAACAUGUAUAUGCAGCGCGUGAUAGAGGAUAUCAGCAAAUCCAAAUUGAAUGCCGAAGCAGUGUCUUCUGCCGCUUUUCACAACAUCUUAAACUAUGAGCUGCUACCACCCACGGAGAGUAUACUGAAUUCUAUGCGGCAACAAAUCUCGCACAGUGACGCGGCGUCUCUGUUCUUCAACAUGAUCCUACUAGGCUCGGUCUGUAGGGUACCCGUGGGCUCGAUGCCGGUAAAAACUGCACGGGAUGUCAUCGAGAUGGCCACGGAGAUGAUCAAGACGUAUCCACGCGUCAAGCUACUGCGCGACUGCAACAACAUCACUGGCCACAAUAUUCAAAUGGCUUUGAAGCUUACAUCUGAAGGAAUCUUGCCGCUUCAAGUGGGUACUUACGUCCUUGAAAUGGUACAUAGGCGGCUGAACAUUAAGUUUGAGUCAAAACUCGACUUCGACAAUAACGCGGAGCGAAGCAAUCUGAUCUUGCGACUCCUCGAGAUGUUUAUUGAGGGCAUGGACAACCGACACUGGCGGAAGCACUACUCUAGAUGUCUACAAAUCUUCUUCCAGCUGCAUUUUGCCACAGUGAAGGAUCUCGUCUGCUUUCUCGCGCAGUUCUACAUAAAACCCGUUAAGACGCAAACGUCCUAUCACUGUUUACAGAUUUCUUUACUGCUGCUAAAUCAGUGUAAAUCUGUCCAAUGGGCAUUCCAAGAUCAGGACUUCGUAACCAACUUGCUGCUUUCGUUGACGAGACGGAACAACGAGUGCAGAAGAGUGGCGGUGGACAUUCUAAAGAAAUUAACGCAGACCUUUAGUCUCACCGCAGAACCGUUCUUCGUGUUACUACAAAAACUGGCGACAGAGAAUGGGGAAAUCUGCAAUGAUCCUGAUCAUCUUGCAUUGAGCUUUUAUUUUUUGCUUUCUCCAGAUCCACAUGUGUCUCAUCAAAUCAAGGAACACAAAAAGUUGCAACAAGCUCAGAAAUUAAUAUUUAACGUAGUGACGCAGCAGAAUGAAGCGCCAAAGAUUCCUCUGGAUCGAAGAUCACAGCUUCUCGAUAUUUUGGUGAACGUCAACAGCACCGAAAUCCUACGGCAACUGGCUCCAAUGGGUCUUCAGCUUUUACCAAAGUUGACGGAAGAUCCAAAAAACCGGUCAGCUGGUAACGCUUUACGAAAUAUACUGGAACGUUUUACCAUAAACACAGUUGACGCCCUGAAGGAUGAACAAGUGUGGUCGCUCUUCAAGACGUGCAUCCUGAUACACGAACCCUGCGCGGUAUUGGAUUCCGGCGAUCAAACGUCGCCGAGCAUUAUCGUACUGAAAAGGAUCAGUGCAAUCUUUGAUAUGCUAUCUCACGAUCUCCAGGUGAGCAUCCUGUCUAAAGUGCUGGACGUGAUGAUUGAUUGCGAGAUGGUCGACGUGGUCUCCGUCGCGGGCAAGACAAUCCGUGGUAUGUGCAUGGAUGCAACAAUCCUGAUCUCAGAACUGGAGGCCAUGAAGCUGAGCGGCCAAGUUCAGGAGGAGUCGGCAGACUCGGAGAUGACAGCGAGCGCGAGAAAACGGAAAAAGAGGCAGAGUCAAAUCCAACUGGCGCAUCCGGCGAUGGUUCACAGCCGAGCGUGGAAACGCGGCGUCGUCCUAUUGGAGUUCGCGGAGCGCGCCGAUACCAUCAAACGCGAGGAACUACUUUAUAGUAUACUAUUCGACUUGUUGAACGUUUGUCUGAGUCUAGAGGAACAGGGUCCAGUUGAGUACACGAAUCAGUUGCUUCUCUCGACGAUCUUUCGGAUGAUGAAGAAGAAAUUGCCAGUUCGCGAUGCUGGUUUGCAAAUUACACUUAUCGUCAAGUGCAUCAGGACGUCGCGCAAUCCGCAGACGCAUUAUCAUGCGUUGCAGGUGCUGGUCGAAUUCCUGAAGAAUCUGGACGUGCAACGCGCUCUCUUUAAUCUCAUGCCGAUUUUCACGUUUAUGGGCAGCACGAUGGUACGCCAAGACGACGCUUACUCCAUUCAGAUUAUCUCCAAGACUCUGGAGACAGUGGUACCGAUUAUAAACGCGGCCGACGACGCGACACAAGCCUGCGAGCUGCUGAGGACCUUUAUUGUCUCGUUGCCUCAUAUUCCCGAGCACAGACGGAUGCCGCUCUUCGUCAAGUUGCUGCAGCUUCUUGACAAUCACCUGCACUUGUAUUAUCUGCUGACUUUUGAGAGCCACGUGAUGAAGAUCGCGAGCCAGAAGACCGAUCAUUCUACGCAGUGGUUGGAUUUCGCUUUACAGGUGUCUCAAGAAUUCCCACCACAUCGGUUGCUCGAGAUUUGUACGAAGGUGAUUAAGUUCAUCAAGAUCUUGCCGAUCGAUAUCGAAGAAGAGCAGGGCAGAAAGGAGGCGAUGAAAUUCCAGUACAAGUACAUUUACAAUGUGACCAAGUCCACGCCGAAAAGCUUUCGGCACUACAAGAUAACGGCUGUGCAAUUUCUCAGCAACCUUCUGUUGUCGGAGGAUUUCAUCAAUCGCGUGGCCGUGCUGAGCCAGGACGAGAUAGACAAUAUGAAUCAGUAUUGCGAUCAUUUGGCGAUUGAGCUGAUUCUGCUAAUUCAGACCACCUCGAAGACCGCCGAUCAGCAUCAGAAUAAAUCCAGUGCCAAGUACUGGAAGGUGUUACUACAUCAUUUGUACGACGUGCUGGAUCUGGUGAACAAUCUGUUGCCGAAUACCCUAUUCCUGCAGAGCAUCAAGAAUCUACUAAAGCAUGAAUUACUACCGGUGAAGAAGAAAGCUCUAGAACUGUUGAACACAAGACUGCUUCAGAAGAAAUUUGGUGAGGAUGUUCACGCAGAUCUUUUGAGUUUGAUUGAACCUUUGGCAGAUUUCUUAGAAGGGAAGAUUGAAAACCAGGAACAAGAGGUCGUACAACAGACAGUGUUAAUAUCUUUGAAACUGCUGGCGAAGUUGCUGGCCACUAGUCACCCUGCUGUCUUUAAACCGAUUUUGGAUACAACGACGGAAUUGUUGCAAUCGAAAAAUGGUCCAGUAUUAGCCAGUGCGGCGUUGUGCGUAGCAGAAUUAUGCAGUUCAAUGCGAACGCAUGCUUUGUACUCCCUAAAUAAAUUCGUGCCGGCAAUUUUGAACUUGCUAAAAACUCAUUGCCAUCAGAAUGUGCCGGAUGUAAUAGUUAUUAGCAUCGUAAGUGCUUUGCAGAAGAUAGUGGAAUCUCUGGGAAAUUUCCUAUCGCUCUACUUAGAUCAACUCCUGUCUGAAUUGACGAUGCUGAACUCGCAGUAUACCAACACGGAGCAUCCUAAGGCCAGUAUAGUUCUUUCACGUCUAAAGGCAACGACGCAGAAAUUAUCCAGUUGUAUACCCCUGCGAGUGUUGCUGCCAGCUGUUAACGAAACUUACGACACGCUAUUAAACAACAAAUCUUACAAAUGUAUACCGUCGUUGAUGAGCGUGCUGGCCGAGUCUUUUGACAGCGUGCAAUCAACGGAACUGAAAGUAGAGGUUGACAACCUCACCAACUUCUUCCUCGAGGUCCUUCGAUGCCGCGAAAGAAUUGAGGAUAAUAUGAAAACGGAUGACGACGCGCAAGUUACCUCAAAAGACAUCGUCGCGGUCGAGGAAAGCGCUAGUAAGGCAUUGGUGUCAUUGCUUUUGAAAUUGAGCGAAGUAACAUUUAGACCGUUGUAUGAUAAGCUUUAUGGAUGGGCAGCGAAUGAAACGCAAUACAAGCAGCGAAAUAUAACGUUCUACAGAAUAUCGGCGAAUAUAGCAGAGUGCUUGAAGUCCCUAUUCGUUUUGUUCGCUGGACUCUUUUUGAAGCAUGCGGCGUCGCUGUUAAGCAGCAACAAUAUAUUCGUAACUGACACUCCGCAAGAAUUGACUCUACCCGACGAAUCAAGCAGAAUCGAGUUGACAGAGGCGAUUCUGCUGACGCUUCACCGGGUAUUCGGUUACGAUGUACAUAACUUCGUCAGUCAGGACCGGUUCGAGGUUCUCAUGCAACCGAUAGUAGAUCAAGUGGAAAAUACAAUGGGCACGAGGGAAGAAUACGAGAGUCGAGCUAACCAGCUCAUCGUACCUUGCAUAGCUUCCUUCGCCAGCGCCAUUUCCGAUGAUUCAUUGCACAAACAACUGGUCUACCAGACGUUGCUGAAGACGAGACACGUAAAGCCUUACGUCAGGAGCACCGCUUUGAACGCAUUGGUGGAAAUCGCGAGGAAACUUGGCGAAGAUUUUAUGCCAUUAUUGCCGGAAACCGUGCCAUUCCUAGCGGAGAUGUUGGAAGAUGAAGACGAAGCUACGGAGAAAUGUGCGCAGAAUGCUGUUCGCACUCUAGAAGAAAUUUUAGGAGAACCUUUGCAGAAAUAUUUUUAAACUUUUUCAAAUAUGCAUUAGUCUGUAAAUAUAUAAAUAUACUCACUAUUUGACGCACGACAAUUCAAAAAAUGAAAUAAUUUUCUCAUACUGUGAUUCCAUGAAAAAAAAAAGAGAAAAAAAAAACAAAUUGUACAUGA
This is a messenger RNA of Temnothorax curvispinosus, 6468 nucleotides long. Its product is annotated as HEAT repeat-containing protein 1. NCBI's taxonomy places the organism in Eukaryota, Metazoa, Arthropoda, Insecta, Hymenoptera, Formicidae. Gene Ontology annotation, cellular component: 90S preribosome; small-subunit processome; t-UTP complex. The record is from RefSeq and is a predicted model, not a curated record. Gene Ontology annotation, molecular function: snoRNA binding. The transcript is spliced from 10 exons. The coding region runs from base 155 to 6328 and encodes 2057 amino acids. Gene Ontology annotation, biological process: positive regulation of transcription by RNA polymerase I; maturation of SSU-rRNA from tricistronic rRNA transcript (SSU-rRNA, 5.8S rRNA, LSU-rRNA).